Ruditapes philippinarum (Manila clam) is the source of this 3308-nucleotide messenger RNA. RefSeq lists its product as uncharacterized. The record is from RefSeq and is a predicted model, not a curated record. The coding region runs from base 157 to 2427 and encodes 756 amino acids. Lineage: Eukaryota; Metazoa; Mollusca; Bivalvia; Venerida; Veneridae. The transcript is spliced from 12 exons.
AAUAAUUAUCUUCACGAUGUGUUGUUAUUACGAUACACCAUCCGGGCCGGAGAGCUACAACAACAACAACGCCGAUAAAAAAGGAAAUCUAACAAAGAAAAUUUGGGCACUGUGAAAUUGAAAACUAAAGGACGAGGGGCAGAAGAGAGUUAAACUAUGGCAUAUCCACCACCACCCCCACCCCCUGGGCCGAUGAAGCGACCCUAUCAGGGAGAUUGGGCACCACCAAGACCAGCUAAGGAGCCAAGGCCUCCUGGUACAGACGAUUUCUCGCGUGGUCCAGGGUCUCAGUGGGGUUCAGGCUAUUCAGAAUAUGGGUACUAUGGCUGGGGAAAUCCCGACUACACUGAAAACUUUAGCUCAGAUGGUUACCGUGGUAACAUGCAAAGUAACAACAUUAAUGUGGAUUUUACAGAUGACUACUCUGCAUUUUAUGGAAAAGAUUCUAACAGUAACCGUGGGAACGGUAAUCAGAGAGGAAACAACAGGGGCAACUUUGCUGGAGGACAGUUCCAAAAGACACAGGGUGGUGUUCAAAAUAGAGGUCAAGGUCAUCUGAAUAGAGGUCAAUUCAAUCAAAACAGAGGUCAAGGGAAUCAGAAUAGAGGUCAAGGGAAUCAAAAUAGAGGUCAAGGGAAUCAAAACAGAGGUCAAGGGAAUCAAAAUAGAGGUCAAGGGAAUCAGAAUCGUGGAGGUCGAGGAGGAAAUCGUGGAGGGCAGAGGGGACAGUUUAGAGGGCGAGGUAGAGGCAUGCAAAGAGGUAUGCCGCCAAAUAUGUUCAGUAAUCCACGAGGUAGAGGCAAGGGAGGUAAUAAGGCAGCAGUUUUAGCAGUUGUCCCCCCUGUACAUUCUCUAGCUUCAGCUAAGCCAGACAUUCUUGACAUUCAAAAUAUGUCACUUGCAGAAAAGUUGCACAGAUUUUGUUUGUACUUGAAAAAUGAUGACUCUAUCAAGAUUAAUGCUAUACAGACUAUAAUGAAUGCUAUAACAAGUUCUAAACUUGGUCUUAAGGCGACUUACGAGUCAGAGGAGCUGGCUAAGGUAGCAGGGAAGGCGAUGUAUACAGGUGUUUUAAAACUUGAUACAGUGUUUUUAGCACGUGCUAUCAGACCGAACAAAAAAGAGCUGAAGCAGGAAGUGUUUCAGAAAGCCCUCAACGUGAUGCUGAGUAUGACGGUUGCCGAGAUUUAUAACCUGGUGGAUCCAGGUGCAGAUGCUAUAAGAGAGGAGCUGGACAGACAAAUGAAGGCAGAAGAGACCUUGAAGUUAGAUAUUGAUGACACAAUUAAGGAGUGUGAAAGUGCCGAGGCCAAGUCUCUUGUGGGCGGUGACAUUCAGACCAUUCUUAGCCAACUAAUUAGUACUAUAAAGGUGUGUUUGGCACACUCACGACGUGAUUGUAUGGUAAAGGUAUAUAAUAUGGGAUGGGAGAUCCUGACAUCUACAGAUGUUGAUACAUUGAUCACCCAGCAUAGACAAAUUACUGACGAAGAGAUCAAAGACCCAACAUUACUUGAUGUCUUAAUAAAAGGAUCUGGACGGACAGUAGAGUCGAACACAGCUGGCCUGAGGAGGUUUGGGUAUGACAUCAAUGAUUUAGAGGAUCGUGACAUAAAAGACCUAAUUAUCAUGGAGCACAGUGAUUGGUCAAAAGAUCGUAUGAGGAGUGCCUUCUGUAUUUUACAGUUCAGCUGCAAUCAGAACGGUAUGAUUCUACAAUGGGAAACAGAUGCCCUAUGUGUGUUAUCAGUACAGAAACAGAUUAUGGGUGACAGUUAUGGAUCAAAGAAAGCUCAUGCAAGAAACCUGGCAGCUACCGAUGCCCUAUUCAAGUUAUAUGAGACACAAGAUGUCAUCAGGAUAUCUCCAAGAAUUGACGAUGAGAAGAAUUGGAUAUCUUGGGAUACUAUAACAGCAAUGGCUGAAAAACUUAGAAAUGAAAAUGUUGGUGAAGAGCCUAUUGUUAAAAAUGACGAGUUCGGAAAUCCACUGCCUGAUUCAUUUUUAAUGACUGUACUUAAGGGUAAAAUAGAUGAAUUCCUAGCACAGAAAGUCCAGGAUGAGCUCAUAUUUGGUCUAGGGAUAAGUCUGACAGAAGGUAGAGAGGUGAGAAGUUACGCACUUAGUCACAAGUUGAAGUGUGACACAAUGCAGUACCAAGGUCAACCCUACUUGCUGAUUUAUGAAAAACUUGGCUGGAAGAAACUUGUUGAGGUGUUAAAAGGAAGGGACAGACCAUAUGGAAAAUUCAUCCUUGUCAACCGAGAAGAUUUACCAACGUACGAAGAUGUGAGGAAUAAUAUCUUGAAAGAAUUGCCAAAAAUUGAAGUAGAGUUCACUAGAAAAGUAACAGAGUCUCCUGAUGGUGAAGUAAACAAGGACAUAGAACCUAAAGAAGAGGAGGAUGUUAAAAUGGACAGUACAUGAGGGACAGUUUUUAGCUCGAAUGAAAACCAGAGUUGUUGUCAUCACACACUCCUUUGUGUUGGUGUUGAUUAACCUUUUUGGUUAAUGUUUGUUUAUGGUCAUUAAUUUUAAUACUUAUAAAGCUAUUUUAUAUAAACUUUAUAUGUGAAUGCACCUUGACAAGUUCUACUUGCAACACCCAUUUUAGAUUAAAAGGUCAAGGACACUGGUCACUUAGACCUGUAAUGAAAGAUACAAGUGGCCAUUGACCUAGAAACUUCAAACUUUGUACGCAAAUGCACCUGUAUAAGUUCUAGCAACCACAAUCGUUCACUGGUCAAAAGGUCAAAAUGAUCAGUAAACUUUUUAGAUUAAGUUUUAAUAUUACUUAAAUAAUGACUUUAAAACUUAAUAUGUGGAUGCAUUUGAAUGAGUUCUGUCUAUCACAGUCAUUUUUAUCAGAAAUCUUGGACUCUGUGACUUACUUUAUUUCAUGUCUUUAUUUUAUAGAGAAUGAUCAGUUUACUAUCCAGCAGUGUGAUGAAAGAAUAGCAAAUUCUUGGGUACUUUAGUAAAGAAUAUUUGUUGUAUAUUUGAUAGAUCUUUUAGGAUUUUGACUAGCAAUGAGUGAUUUGAGGGGGUUUAAGAAUUUACUGUUUUCCGGAUUACAUGUAUUUUACAUUUAUAUUUUGCUUGCCUUGCUGUCUAAUUGUUUAAGAAAUUUAACUAAAGGAUUAUGUUAAAAAUUAUGUUAAAGAGUAACAUACACAAGUGUUUUAUGCAUGUUUUUUUUUAUCUUAAUGAAAUUCUAUUACAGAAUUCAUUGAGGAUUUAAUUAAGGAUCAAAUUGUAAUUGUUUUAAAAGGUAAUGUGAAGAAGAGUAUAAUAAAAUAUAUAGAUGA